ACAUGUGCGCCCUUCGGAAGGAACAAGAGCGGACUUCAGAGACCAUCAAUGCCCUUGUUGAGAGCCAAGAAAGAUUUUACAAAACCCUCAAGCUGCUGAUGAGACCGCCGACAGCGCUAGAUAGCCUGCCGUCAGGGACUUCGCGAGACCUGCAAGAGAGCAUUCGCGACGUCUUGGGUCAAGGAGGCCUCCGCCAGGACUCAGGCGCGCGUGUGCACGAGGGAAAUGUUUAUUCAUCAGAUCAGCAUAAUGAGAACAGCUCUGAAAACCAGGCUCCCUCAGGGCUAACCUGUGCAGUCUGCAGGUCGACCUACAACGCGCACGAUCGUCGUCCGCUUAUCUUCUCCAGCUGCGGCCACACCUUCUGCGAGGAAUGCCUUAGGACGGAGAACCGCAAGAGUGUGUUCCAGUGCCCUUCUUGCCGGCAGGACCGCGACCAGUUCCGGACGCUGAAGCCUAACUUCGCGCUGCUCGACCUGCUCGAAGCGCUCCAGACAAGCGAGUAAGAGGCAGCAGAUUAUUAUGAUACAGAGUAAACGCGCUGCAGCAUCAUGAAGAGAAUUGAAGCCCUAAACACAAACACACACAAUGUUUGUGGAAACCUCACGUUGGCAGUGUGAUUAUGCGGUAUCCGUGAAUUGUGGUCACCUACAUUUAUAUAAGAAGUACAGCUUAUUAAGUGAUUAUGUAUAGUUUAUUAUUGUAUAAUAUUCAUGGGAAAUAUUAUGCAGGCACAUCACAUUUAUUUACUCAGUUGAUUUUCAAAGAAUCUAAAUGGA
Penaeus vannamei (Pacific white shrimp) is the source of this 779-nucleotide messenger RNA. Lineage: Eukaryota; Metazoa; Arthropoda; Malacostraca; Decapoda; Penaeidae. The record is from RefSeq and is a predicted model, not a curated record.